Molecule: messenger RNA, 3419 nt
Organism: Condylura cristata (star-nosed mole)
Lineage: Eukaryota; Metazoa; Chordata; Mammalia; Eulipotyphla; Talpidae
Gene: GOSR2
Product: golgi SNAP receptor complex member 2
Exons: 6
Coding region: 60-695 (211 amino acids)
Biological process (GO): vesicle fusion; intra-Golgi vesicle-mediated transport
Cellular component (GO): ER to Golgi transport vesicle membrane; endoplasmic reticulum membrane; Golgi apparatus
Molecular function (GO): SNARE binding; SNAP receptor activity
Source: RefSeq, a predicted model, not a curated record
AGGGGGCUGUGAGGACGUGUUCGGAGGAAGCCGGAGCCGGACCCGGCGGGGCCGGCGACAUGGAGCCCCUGUACCAACAAACGCACAAGCAGGUCCACGAGAUCCAGUCUCACAUGGGACGCCUGGAGACAGCAGACAAGCAGUCUCUGCACUUAGAAAAUGAAAUCCAAGCAAGCAUAGACCAGAUAUUCAGCCAUCUGGAACGUCUGGAGAUUCUGUCCAGCAAGGAGCCUCCUAACAAAAGACAGAAUGCCAAACUUCGUGUUGACCAGUUAAAAUAUGAUGUCCAGCACCUGCAGACUGCUCUCAGAAACUUCCAGCAUCGGCGAUUCACAAGGGAGCAGCAGGAGAAACAGCGAGAGGAGCUUCUGUCUCGCACCUUCACCACCAACGAUUCUGACACCACCAUACCAAUGGAUGAAUCGCUGCAGUUUAACUCCUCCCUCCAGAAAAUUCACCACGGCAUGGAUGACCUCAUUGGAGGCGGGCACAGUAUUUUGGAGGGACUGAGGUCCCAGAGACUGACCUUGAAGGGGACUCAGAAGAAGAUCCUUGACAUCGCCAACAUGCUGGGCUUGUCCAACACGGUGAUGCGGCUCAUCGAGAAGCGGGCUUUCCAGGACAAGUACUUUAUGAUCGGCGGGAUGCUGCUCACCUGCGUGGUCAUGUUCCUCGUGGUGCAGUACCUGACAUGAAGCGGCCGGGCCCAGCGGCUGAAUGUGCCCACUGCGUGUGAGUGUGUAUGAGUGUGUGUGGGAGAGCGAGGGAGCCCAGGGGCUGCCUUUUGAAAUGUACGCCUGCCCUAACUGUGAAGACCACUCAGAAGCAAUUGUGAUCUCUAACCUAUGGGAGUUUCAAACUCUGUUUUCUGGGACAUCUUGGAGGGAAGCUAGUGCCGCCAAGAUGCAUGGUGCUUAGGAAGUGAACAAAGUACCUGGCCUCUCAUGCUCACUCUCCCUGAGGGAGGAAGAAAUGUAAGGGGAGACAGAGGGUGGGGGAGGGGAAGAACAGCACAUAGCUGGUGCGUCCUGGGGAGCCUUGCAGACGGCUGCCACACUUUGUAGCCACCGGCCUUUCUGGCUCCUAAUGGAGAGCGGAGCAGAAUCAGAGAUGGGGGCGGGGGGAGGUCUUCUUUUCCUGCAUCCUCAUGACAGGCUUAGUCCAUGCGCUUGCUGCUAGCUGCUUCCCCUCCCCACUCCCAAAACGAUGUGCAGAUGACUGACAGCUAACAGUUCCUCGGAAGCAGCUACCCGGAAGGAAGCAGAGGCAUUGGUACCAUUGCGACACCAAGUGAGAUUUACCGUUUGACAGUGUCGGGUGUUUCUCCUCUCCUCAGAGAGACCAGUGUUACUCCCUGGGAGUCAUCAGCCUGGAGACCCCAGUCAUUGAUUUGCCCCCCGGUAGUUAGUAGAAUGGCUGCUGUGUAACAUUCCAAGACUGAAGAGUGGCCCCUACGCCCAGGCUUCAGCCAGCCUCUGCCCCUUCCAAAGUAGCUGUGAGCUGAGGUCAGUGGGUUGUCUGUUACGGCCUCACCUCCAGUUUCAGCAUCUCUGGUUUUUUGGAUUUUUCCCUUCCUUGAAGUAUGUCAGCAACUGCCAGCAAGUCCCGAUCUUGCUGAGGCAGGGUAGCAGUGCCACCCAGCCACCCCGGUGUGGCCGUCUUGAGACUCUCUCAGGGCCAGGACCUUCCCCUCUCUGACCAGCUCCGAAGCCCUGGUGUGUUACGGGGUUUGUGUGAAGCCUGCCUGUUGAACGUGAUGGCUUAAUCACCCACUGGCCCAGAAAGACCUGGUCAGCAUAUGGGUUUACCUGCGACAGGUCCUGUUGGCUCUAGGCUCAGUAAUCUCAGAGUGAAACAAAAUAGUACUCAGAAUUCCCCAAAAGAACUGAAACCUGAUCAGUAUUCACCCCACCUCUGUUGUCGCAUCCCACCUACUUCCUGUUUCUUGUCACUUGAACUCUCCUUUCACAUCCCACCUCCCACCUGUUUCUGCAGCAAUAUUGGUCAUUGAGCACAUGUGUGCCAUAGCUCCCAGUUUGCCGAGUGUUUUCUUAAUUGUCAGAUUUUUACUUGAGUUUUCUGAGUACUGAUCCAUGUGGGGUCCCCAUUGCUUACUCCCGUGGCCCCCUCACCUCCACUCUAUGAUCCCUUCAUAAAGGGGUGAGAGAAAGGCAGGUGGGCAGGAAGGUUGAGACAGCGUCAGACCUAAAGCAGUCUGACUUUCCAUCACACCCAGUACCCCUGCCAUCCCACGGACCCAGCCUCAGGCACUUAGUCAUCCAUAAGAUGGACGCGCAAACUCGGAACUGGCUGCCCCAUCCGCUGGCACCUGAGGGUCCUCUAGACGGCGCCGCCUGCAGGGAGCAGCUAAGCCAUUGGGGCUGGACUCCAGGAGGCAGAACUCCCCGGCCGGCCGAGGCAGCAUCGCGCUCUAGAAUACACCAGUGUGUUUUCACACCUGCCUUCAUAGUGAUUAUCGACCUGGGUGAGGCCUUCUGAGAUGCUGCGGUUCCAGAGAAGAUUCUCCCUGUGCGUAAUAAAAAUUAUGGAGGCAAUUUGUGAGUCUUCGCCGCCUGGGCAAGGGAGCUAUAGCCACGGUGUGUCUGGAGAUGAAGAGGCACGGGGGUUGCUGUGUCCUUAUCCAGUGCCUUCUCCACCUCCCAGAGAAGCAGCCUUGGCCUUACUGGGUGUCUCAGCCCCUGGAGUGUGGGGGAGGGUCCGAGCCGGGAGAGGAGUGCCCUCUAGUGGAUCUGAGGUGAAUGCUGGGGGUGAGCUGGUGCAGGCUCCUCAGUGAAGGCAGCUUCUGUGACUGCACAAGACUUUGGUAUGCAGCUUGUGCCCCUGGCUUAAGACAGGUGCUUUGUCAAGGAGCUCGGGAAUCUCUUCUUUCCUUGGGCCUUUACUCCAGCAGUGACCGCUUUUAGGAAAGUGGGGUUCAGGCUAAGUAAGCAGGAAAGUCUUGAUUUUAUAUCUGAAUUCUCUGCUAGGUAUUUUCUCAAGUCUGCUGCCCUAAUGAAUUUAAGUGAAUGAUUUGUAAAUUUGAAUCUCCACCCAUUGUUUUUGAAGCACAUCAGUUGAAUAAAGUUGACAUUUAUUUUAUUUAGAAAAUUAUAUUUUGCAAAGGAAUGUGACAUUGUUACAACUAAUGACCCUGUUUUUUAAAGGUUUGUAGGCCAGAGAUUCUCAAACUUUUGCUCUGUGACCAGAGGCUGGGCUGGCUGCCUCAGAAGCCACUGGCAAGCUUUUAUACAUUCACAUUGCUGAUGCCUCUCCCAACUCUGAAUAAGAAUAGUUUUGUAAGUCUCUAAAGUAAUUCUCAUGUGUGUAUUUUAGAACCACUGACCCUUAGGUAAUCAAAGGUAUUGUUUUUGAAAAUAUUUCCUACACUAGUUCAGCAUGUAAUUGUGAAGAGCAAAACU